Messenger RNA from Cucumis sativus (cucumber), 1430 nucleotides. RefSeq lists its product as uncharacterized. Bases 198 to 1181 code for a protein of 327 amino acids. The transcript has 3 exons. The record is from RefSeq and is a predicted model, not a curated record. NCBI's taxonomy places the organism in Eukaryota, Viridiplantae, Streptophyta, Magnoliopsida, Cucurbitales, Cucurbitaceae.
GCCUCCCCCCAUUGAGCGACGCGUAAGAGGCGAAUUAGGUUUUCCAAUUAUCCGCCUCAACGAAGAAUCCUUCGUUUGUUCUGCGCUAGGGUUUUCAUCGCUAACUCGUUUCCUCUUCUGUUUUCGCAAAUCUCGAUCUCUCCUCUCUUUUUUCUUUCAAAUCUUCGCCGCGAAUCCCUUUCCAUAGUAGACACACGAUGUCUCGUUGCUUUCCUUACCCACCUCCUGGUUACGUGAGGAAGGUGGCUAGCACCGAGGCGGCCUUGAUCGAAUCGAUUAAGCUCCAAUCUGAAAGACAGAGCAAGAAUGAUAGAAAGAAUGAGAAACGUAGGCACAAGAAAGAGAAGAAAGAGAAGUCCAAGAACAAGAAAGAGAGAAGUAAGGACAAAAAACACAAAAGCAAAGAACGUAAAGAACAUAAGGGGAAAUCCUCCCGUAGCCAGGGCUUGAAUGAUCAAAAACACGACAAAUGCUUUAAAGAAGUCAAGGACCUAGAUGGAUCCAAAGUUGAAGCAGAACAAUUAGAAAGGAGUGGUCUCACUGAAGAGCAUGGACAACCUGUAUGGCCUCAAAGCCCUGCCUACUUGUCUGAUGGAACUCAGAUCGACCACAAGAGAAAAAGGGAAGCUGCAACACAGCCUGAUGAAGGUUGUAAGCCUGGUAAAAUCAUCCGAAUCAAACUUGCCUCGGCCUCUUCACUUAGCCAGCAAGAGGAUUCAUCAGCUGGCAGUGAACAGAUGUGUUCUACAUCUGGUCGCUAUAAUUCUGUUGAUCAAAAGACAGAUGGAGACAGUCAUGGAUCCAUAGCCAAUGCUGAAACAGCUGUCACUGUUUUUCCCACUUUGUCCAACCCAAAGACUCCUUUACAUCCCAUCAGGGACAGUAAUUCUACCGAUAAGGUUGCGUCGGUACCUUCUCGCAAAAGAAGUUCGGCUGAAUCUGCUUAUGAGGCAUUGUUUGAGAAGUGGGUAGCACCACCACUUCUGUUGGAGCAACAAACUGAUGACGAGGAAUGGCUCUUCGGAACAACAAGAAAACAAGAUGGACGAAGUAGUACCAUGGCCAACAACAAUGCUCUCAGUACUGUUUCCAGCUGUGGUAGAAGUUCAAAUCUGUGGCCGAGAGGACAAUAUCUUGUCGAUGCUGAUGUUUAUUCAUUGCCUUAUACGAUCCCAUUUUGAUUUUGGAUUCUUACUUUGCAGAGUUAUAUGUACAGUACGCCAGUGGGAAUAAUAGUCUUCCUAGGUGUUAUAAUCGGUUUUAGAAUCAAUAUAUUUGACAUUCAAUUUUGUUCUCUGGUGGGUGCCUAUUAUCCCCGUCGGAUUGGUUGAUUAUUGAACAAACAACGAACAUGUUGGAGAUAUGAUGUAAAUGUUCAGCGCUAAGUGAUAUCUUUUAUGACAGAGUAUAAUAGUAGCUUUUUCCUCGAA